Molecule: messenger RNA, 975 nt
Organism: Melanotaenia boesemani (Boeseman's rainbowfish)
Lineage: Eukaryota; Metazoa; Chordata; Actinopteri; Atheriniformes; Melanotaeniidae
Source: the annotation of a RefSeq genome assembly
AUGAUAAUAACACUAGUAUUGCCCAUUAUUAACUCUCUUGUCCUGAUCAUCUUUAUUCUCCUAGCCGUUGCUAUUCUCACAUUAGUUGAACGAAAAGUACUAGGCUACAUACAACUACGAAAAGGCCCAAACGUAGUCGGACCUUACGGUCUUCUUCAACCCGUCGCAGACGGCCUAAAACUAUUCAUAAAAGAGCCCGUUCGUCCCUCCACCGCCUCUUCCCUAAUGUUCCUCUUAGCCCCCAUCCUAGCCCUUACCCUCGCCCUAACCCUGUGAGCCCCUAUACCUCUACCUUCCCCCAUGGCCGACAUAACCCUCGGAGUCCUAUUCAUCCUGGCUAUCUCCAGCCUAACUGUUUACACCAUCUUAGGGUCAGGAUGAGCAUCAAAUUCAAAAUACCCCUUAAUCGGGGCCUUACGAGCCGUCGCCCAAACUAUCUCCUACGAAGUCAGCCUAGGUCUCAUUCUCCUCAGCACAAUUAUCUUUGCGGGUGGCUUUACCCUCCAAACCUUCAAUAUUGCCCAAGAAACCAUCUGACUAAUUAUUCCCGCCUGGCCCCUUGCCAUCAUAUGAUACAUCUCCACCCUCGCAGAAACAAACCGAGCCCCCUUCGAUCUCACAGAAGGAGAGUCUGAGCUAGUCUCAGGCUUCAACGUCGAGUACGCAGGGGGUCCUUUUGCCCUGUUUUUCCUAGCAGAAUACGCAAAUAUUCUACUCAUAAACACCCUCUCCGCAAUUCUAUUCUUAGGCACGUCUAUUAUCUACUACGCCCCUGAAGUCUCAACUCUUCUCCUUAUGAUUAAAGCCACACUUCUAUCGGCUGUGUUCCUAUGAGUCCGAGCAUCCUACCCCCGAUUCCGUUAUGACCAACUAAUACACCUAACCUGAAAAAACUUCCUACCCCUCACACUGGCUAUAGUUAUCUGACAUUUCGCCCUCUCCCUUGCCCUCGCAGGCCUACCCCCACAUCUUUAG